GAAAAAUUAUGUUUCUUCUUUCACUUUUUCAAAUACCUAGUUUAAAAAUGAAUUCCUUCAUCUCCAGCCAUCCCUUAAGGUUUCUUUUAAACAGGGUUGUUUUAAGCAUAAAAACUGUGUGAAAGCCUGCAGGUGAUCCUCAUAUCAAAAGACUGAUGUGAUUUUUAUUUCCUGGAAUGCACUCCCCAAACACCUCACCUGCAGUGCUGAGUUCUUCCAUGCGGGAGUAAGAAGCAGUGGUCCUUUAUAAAUUGUUCUGCCUUCAGUGACUUGAAACAUGCUGUAAGAAGCCACAGAUACUCAGGUUUGGCAUCUCCCUGAAAAUGCAGCACAAGGAGAGUUCUGAAGUCUGCAAGUCAGAGAUCAGUGCUGAGGACAAGAUCUCAAGACUCCCUCUUUCCUGCAAUAUACAGCCUGUCCCUGCCUAUUCCUAGUUAAACCAAGGAGAAAUGUUGAAGACAAGCACUUCAGCACAUCGGCUGCAUUGUCUCAAAGUUGGAUUACAGUCUCCCAUCAAACAAGCCCUACUGAAGCUUGGAAUCCAGCUUAUGGCUGAAGGGAAGAGCAGGCAAACAGGGUCCUGGAGCAGAGAUCUCCAGGACCUCUUCCACCUUCCACUCUGACUGGCUUUCAGAACCAUUUUGGCUGGCAUGGCGUGGCGCCCCUUGAGUGUUACCCAGUUCUUCAUGCAAAGAGAUUUGUCCUCACCAAGAUGAGAGUCAUUCCAAAAGGAGCUUUCAGAGGACUCACUGACCUCGAGAAAAUAGAGAUCUCCCAGAAUGAUGCCUUGGAGGUCAUAGAGGGAAAUGUAUUUUCCGACCUUCCCCAACUACAUGAAAUAAGAAUUGAGAAAGCCAACAACCUCGUGUACAUUGAUCAGGAUGCCUUCCAGUACCUUCCGAGCCUCAGAUACUUGUUGAUAUCAAACACUGGCCUUCGGUUUUUACCUGCUGUCCAUAAGGUGCAUUCUUUCCAUAAAGUUUUGCUGGAUAUUCAAGACAAUAUCAAUAUACGUACAAUUGAAAGGAAUUCAUUCAUGGGCCUCAGUUCUGAAAAUCUGAUUCUAUGGCUGAAUAAAAAUGGGAUUCGGGAAAUAGAGGAUCAUGCAUUUAAUGGAACCUUCCUGGAUGAGCUAAAUCUAAGUGAUAAUCACAACCUCGAAAGACUACCAAAUGCGGUCUUCCAAGGAGCCAGUGGGCCUAUUGUUUUGGAUAUUUCAAGGACGAGAAUCAGCUUCCUGCCAAGUCAUGGAUUAGAACUCAUUAAGAAGCUAAGAGCAAGGUCUACAUACAAUUUAAAAAAGCUUCCUGAUUUAAGCAAAUUUAGAGCUUUGAUUGAGGCAAACUUCACCUAUCCCAGCCAUUGCUGUGCAUUUACAAACUGGAAAAGACAAAACACUGAAAUACAUCCAAUAUGCAGUAUAUCAUCUCAGAACAAGCAAGACACUGAUGAGCAGCCUGGCAAUAAGAUCCGUAGACAACCUGCAGCUGAAGAGGAUAGUUCCAGCUAUGGUGUAGGAUUUGAUCCAGCAGAGAAUGAAUUUGACUAUGGUUUGUGCAAUAAAGUAGUUAACGUAGCUUGCUCACCUAAACCUGAUGCUUUCAAUCCAUGUGAAGAUAUCAUGGGCUACAACACUCUGAGAAUUCUGAUAUGGUUUAUCAGCAUUUUAGCUAUCACUGGGAACAUUGUUGUCCUCAUUAUUUUAAUAAGCAGCCAAUACAAACUCACCGUACCUCGCUUUCUAAUGUGCAAUCUUGCAUUUGCAGACCUCUGCACAGGUAUCUACCUAUUGUUUAUUGCAUCUGUAGAUAUCCAGACCAAAAGCCAGUACUACAACUAUGCCAUAGACUGGCAAACUGGAGCAGGAUGCAAUGCUGCAGGAUUUUUUACAGUGUUUGCAAGUGAGCUCUCAGUCUACACACUGACUGUGAUAACUCUGGAAAGGUGGCACACCAUCACCUAUGCCAUGCAGCUGCACCGCAAGGUCCGACUUCGUCAUGCUGUGAUUGUAAUGAUUUUUGGCUGGUUGUUUGCUUUUACAGUGGCACUUCUUCCCAUAAUUGGGGUCAGCAGCUACAUGAAGGUCAGCAUCUGUUUGCCCAUGGAUAUAGAAACACUGUUUUCUCAGGGUUACGUUGUAUUUCUUUUAGUGUUGAAUGUACUCGCAUUUAUGAUUAUAUGUGCCUGCUAUAUCUGCAUCUACUUUACUGUGAGAAACCCUAAUGUGGUCUCUUCAAACAGUGACACCAAGAUUGCCAAGCGCAUGGCCAUCCUGAUCUUCACAGAUUUCCUCUGCAUGGCACCAAUAUCUUUCUUUGCAAUAUCAGCCUCACUCAAGGUUCCUCUCAUCACGGUCUCCAAAUCCAAGAUCCUACUGGUUUUGUUUUACCCCAUCAAUUCCUGUGCAAACCCUUUCCUCUAUGCCAUUUUCACAAAGACUUUCCGCAGGGAUUUCUUUGUUUUAUUGAGCAAGUUUGGUUGCUGCGAAAUGCAAGCCCAGAUUUACAGAACAGAGACGACCUCAUCUCAUAAUUUCCACACGAGAAAUGGCCAUUGCCCUCCUGCAUCAAAAAGCAGUGAUGGAACUACUUAUGCAUUGGUUCCUCUGAAUCACUUAAAAUGCUUGCGUGAAUUCGUGUCUGAGGCAGUGUGAUAAUCAGUUUCAACUGUGAAUUUGAAUAAUGACAU
This is a messenger RNA of Neopsephotus bourkii (Bourke's parrot), 2688 nucleotides long. It is a transcript of the gene FSHR, whose product is annotated as follicle stimulating hormone receptor. Gene Ontology annotation, cellular component: membrane. Bases 713 to 2653 code for a protein of 646 amino acids. Gene Ontology annotation, biological process: male gonad development; follicle-stimulating hormone signaling pathway. Gene Ontology annotation, molecular function: follicle-stimulating hormone receptor activity; protein binding; G protein-coupled receptor activity. The transcript is spliced from 12 exons. The record is from RefSeq and is a predicted model, not a curated record. Lineage: Eukaryota; Metazoa; Chordata; Aves; Psittaciformes; Psittacidae.